Messenger RNA from Corythoichthys intestinalis (scribbled pipefish), 3124 nucleotides. Its product is annotated as oocyte zinc finger protein XlCOF6-like. The record is from RefSeq and is a predicted model, not a curated record. Bases 259 to 2121 code for a protein of 620 amino acids. Gene Ontology annotation, molecular function: RNA polymerase II cis-regulatory region sequence-specific DNA binding; DNA-binding transcription factor activity, RNA polymerase II-specific. NCBI's taxonomy places the organism in Eukaryota, Metazoa, Chordata, Actinopteri, Syngnathiformes, Syngnathidae. Gene Ontology annotation, biological process: regulation of DNA-templated transcription. The transcript is spliced from 3 exons.
ACCCACGCCCUUGCGCUGAAGUUUCGGCGCUUGAAUGUUUCUACUUCCGGUUCACUUGACGCAACCUCUGUGUACCCAUCCGGGAUUUGCUGUUCUUUCGUGUUCCCUUCUCAUAACCGAACGACCUCCUUCAAAACAUUUUCUUUGAAUGCGACAAUUACCACUGACUGAAGGGAGGCCAACGCAAUCCCAAACAUCAAAGAGUAGAGACGUGGAAAAUUAGGAGAGGAAAUCCAGGUCACGACGAACAACUGAAAAAUGAAGUGUCCCACUGAUGUCACUGUAGAAGGUCUUCACCCUGAGAAGCAUGAUCCCCUUCGCGUUAAAAAGGAGGAGUCUGACAUUCCGUGGAUCAAACAGGAGGCGGAGCCAGAGACCCCUGACAUGAAAGAAGAAAAACAGGAUGUUGAAAUCCUCAAGUUUCCAAUGGGUGUCAGUGUAAAGAGUGAAGAAGACAAUGACAUCGGAGCAGCGAAACCUUGGAACGACAGCUCAUUUCAGCACCUGACAAUAAAAGGAGAAGGACGAUCGCAACCGGACGGCCUUUUAGCUCCGCUUUCGGACAGCGACGACAUAACGUCACAUUCUUCUAACUCUAAUAGUGUUGAGGAGGAGGAUGACUUUGACCAAAAUGAUUCAAAAUCUUUAAACAAGUCAUCAUUGAAAAGAGACAUAAGGGAAUGCGCGGUUGGGAAACGUUUUUCCUGCUCAGUCUGUCAUAAAACAUUUUCUUGGAAAUGUGUUUUAAAAGAACACAUGCGUACACACACUGGGGAGAAGCCUUUUGUGUGCACGAGUUGUGGUAAAAGAUUCACCCAGAAGGGAAAUUUAAAGAGACACACAAGAACACACACUGAAGGGAAGCCAUUUGCCUGCACACAUUGUGGUAAAAGAUUCACUGACAAGACUGAUUUAGAAAGGCAUAAGCCUACACACACUGGAGAAAAGCCUUUUGCCUGCACACUUUGUGAUAAAAAAUACUCCUCGAAAGCCAAUUUAAACAUUCACACAAGAACACACACUGGAGAGAAGCCUUAUGCCUGCACACUCUGUGGUAAAAGAUGCACCCAUAAGGGAGGUUUAAACUAUCACAUAAGCACACACACUGGAGAGAAGCCUUAUGCCUGCACACAUUGUGAUAAAAAGUUCUUCGCGAAGGCAGAUUUAAACAUUCAUACAAGAACACACACUGGAGAGAAGCCUUAUGCCUGCACACUUUGCGAUAAAAGAUUCAUCGAGAAGGGACUUUUAAACAGACACACAAGAACACACACUGGAGAGAAGCCUUAUGCCUGCACACUUUGCGAUAAAAGAUUCUUCGAGAAGUUUAGUUUAGAGAAACACACAAUCAAACACACUGGAGAGAAGCCUUAUGCCUGCUUACUUUGUGAUAAAAAGUUCUUCGUGAAGGCAAAUUUAAACAUUCACACAAGAACACACACUGGAGAGAAGCCUUAUGCCUGCACACUUUGUGAUAAAAAGUUCUUCGCGAAGGGUAAUUUAAAGAAGCACACAAUCAAACACACUGGAGAAAAGCCUUAUGCCUGCACACUUUGCGAUAAAAGAUUCAUCGAGAAGGGACUUUUAAACAGACACACCAGAAACCACACUGGAGAGAGGCCUUUCGCCUGCACACUUUGUGGUAAAAGAUUCACUCGGAAUACUGAUUUAGAAAGGCAUAAGCGUACGCACACUGGAGAAAAGCCUUUUGCCUGCUCACUUUGUGGUAAAAGAUUCAUCCGUAAAGGAGAUUUAAAGAAACACAAAAGCACACACACUGGAGAGAAGCCUUUCGCCUGCACACUUUGUGAUAAAAAGUUCUUCAACAAGGCAAAUUUGAACAUUCACACAAGAACACACACUGGAGAAAAGCCUUUUGACUGCAAAUCUUGUGGUAAAAGAUUCUUCGAUAAGAGAGGUUUAAACAGACACACAUGCGGAUACACUGGAGAGAAGCCUUUCGCCUGCACACUUUGUGAUAAAAAGUUCUUCAAGAAGGCAAAUUUGAACAUUCACACAGGAACACACACUGGAGAACAACCUUUUGCAUGCUCACUUUGUGGUAAACGAUUCACUCUGAGAGAAAAUUUAGCGGUGCACGCAAGAAGCCACACUGAGUAAAAACCUUUGAAUUCUGACAAAGUAUUCUGAUUCCUGUAUUUACAGCGGGAGAAAGCAUUUCAAUUGAAUCACUUUCCCAAUGAGCCUCUUUUGAAAAAGUUGUUGAAAUGAUUUUUCAUGUGCUGUUCUUUUUUUUACCACUAUCCAACACAAAUAUUUGUUUUAAAUUGUGUAACUUGCAUUACGUUUUUCUGUUAAUUGUGCCAUAUAUUCCUAACAUCGUGCUUUUAAGGUUGUUAAGAAAAAUUGAUCCGUAAAUCGCGAUAUUACGUCACGCAAUUCUCGUAUCGAUUCAAAAUCCGGCUGCAUCAAUCUUUACUCGUGAUUUUGGUGGAAAUAAUUCAGUGGCUGCACUUUUUACUCCUGUCCAGCAGUUGGCAGCGUGAAGCAGCAUUGCCUUGCAGUCUGCUGAAGCAAUAACAACAAGAUUAGACUAAUCUAAGUAGAGGUUUUUGUACGUCGCCCUCUAUGGGUUGGCCGUCAUUACUGGGGUGUUUACACAGUUAUAGCAGCCCACCGUCAGUCGAUGUAAACAGUAAUAUUAGCUGCUGUGUGCUGAGGGCGGCACACCUCAGCAAUGGUGGGCGGGGUACUUCCGGUCAUUUUGCGUGGAUUCGUCCCUUUAUAAAUUUGAAAUUUGGGCUUAUUUUGGAUUUAACUGCAAUAACAGAGGCGUAGACUAUUUUGAGUCCUGCUUUAAGCAGGUUUGGACAAAAGUAAGGUAGAUAAAAGUAAUUAAGAGAAAAUAAGAAAAAAUUAGAAUAACUUGUAGUAACAUUUACCUCUUAAAAUCUACAAGUCUUUCUAUCCGUGGAUCCCUUUAACAGAAAGAAUGUUAAUAAUGUUAAUGCCAUCUUGUGGAUUUAUUGUUAUAAUAAACAAAUACAGAACUUAUGUACAGUAUGUUGAUUGUAUAUGUCUGUCUUUUCUCAUCUUUCCAGUCCAACAAUGAUUUACAUAAAAAUAUGGCAUAUUUUAGAGAGUAGAGAUUAAGAUUAAUUCA